UUUGACAGCGCGGCGGUGGAUGGCCGUGGUGGUGGUUGGGGGGAAGGGCAGGUUGUGACGACGUGGAAAGAUGGAGACGGCUUAAGGGCUGAGCGACUGGGUGAGGGCGCGCGUGCGCGCGAGCUCCGUCUCCUCCCCCCUCUGAGGAGAGCCUUGAGAGGGCGAAGAAGAGUGGGUGUCCCCCGCUUGCCUUGCCUUCCUGUCCCUUCCUCGAGGGAGCCUGGUUUUUCUUCAGUGACGUUAACCUUAGGGAAGUGCACAUCAAAUAAGAAGAUGGGAGCAAAUAGCAGCAGCAUUAGUGAGCUUCCUGAAAACGAAUACCUUAAAAAAUUGUCAGGACGAGAGGCAAUCUCGGAGAAUGACCCCUUCUGGAAUCAGCUGCUUUCGUUUAGCUUUAAUAACCCCACAAACAGUGCCGAGUUAAAGCUUUUGGAAGAAGCUGCUAUCUCAGUCUGCAAGUCUUUAGUGGAGAACAAUCCUCGGACAGGAAAUCUUGCAGCACUGAUUAAAGUCUUCCUUUCUAGAACCAAAGAAUUAAAAAUUUCAGCAGAAUGUCAGAACCACCUCUUUAUCUGGCAGGCUCACAAUGCACUGUUUAUUAUUUGCUGCCUACUCAAAGUGUUGAUCUGUCAGAUGUCAGAAGAGGAGCUGCAACUUCAUUUUACCUAUGAGGAAAAAAUCCCAGGCUCCUAUGGAUCAGAAUGUGAAGACCUUAUGGAAGAGUUACUGUGCUGCCUCAUCCAGCUGAUUGUAGAGAUUCCUCUUUUAGACAUAACAUACAGCAUUUCUCUAGAAGCUGUGACAACCCUUGUUGUGUUCCUCUCCUGCCAACUUUUCCACAAGGAAAUUCUGAGGGAAAGCAUCGCUCAUAAAUACCUCAUGCGUGGUCGAUGUCUUCCAUACACUAGCAGACUUGUGAAAACAUUGCUCUAUAAUUUCAUCAGACAAGAGAGAAGCCCACCCGCAGGCACCCACGUCUUUCAGUCGGAAUCAGAUGGAGGAGGAAUCCUUUAUGGAAUUGCAUCAGGAGUAGCAACUGGUCUAUGGACUGUGUUCACAUUAGGAGGUGUGGGAAGCAAGCGGACGCCUCAGCAAGAGGAGUCUUCACCUCUAGCUAAUCAGAGUCUUCUGCUACUGCUAGUGCUAGUGAAUCUGACUGAUGCACCAGAUACUCCAAAUCCUUAUAGACAAGCUAUCAUGUCCUUCAAGAACACACAAGAUAGCACAGUUCUUCCUUCACCAAAUCCUUAUACUUUCCAGAUUAAUUUUAACAGUCUAUACACUACUUUGUGUGAACAGCAGAAUUCUGAUCAAGCAACCCUCCUUUUGUAUACUCUGCUGCAUCAGAACACCAAUGUUCGAACAUAUAUGUUGGCUCGGACAGAUAUGGAAAAUCUGGUUCUGCCAAUUCUUGAGAUUCUUUAUCAUGUUGAAGAAAGGAACUCACACCAUGUUUACAUGGCCCUGAUAAUUUUGUUAAUCCUUACUGAAGAUGAUGGCUUCAACCGAUCCAUUCAUGAAGUGAUAUUGAAAAAUAUCACUUGGUACGCAGAACGCGUGUUAACAGAAAUUUCAUUGGGAAGUCUUCUGAUACUUGUUGUAAUAAGAACUAUUCAGUACAACAUGACCAGAACAAGGGACAAAUACCUUCAUACAAAUUGUUUGGCAGCUUUAGCCAAUAUGUCAGCACAGUUCCGCUCACUUCAUCAGUAUGCUGCUCAGAGGAUCAUCAGUUACACCUGCCGCCACUUGCGGAGAUAUGUGUAUGUCUUGGACAAACUCUAUUUCCCCCACUCCCACUGCUCUACGCUGCAGCAUUGCUUCUCGACCCUCAGUGACAAUGGAGAGGAGCUGUUGUCUUUAACUUGUUCUCACAUUCUCAGAUCCUAUGCUUCCAGUUUGUUUUCAUUGUUGUCAAAAAAGCACAACAAAGUUUUGGAGCAGGCCACACAGUCCUUGAGAAGUUCCCUUGCUUCAGAUGAUUCUCCACUUCCAGAUUACGCACAGGACCUGAAUGUGAUUGAGGAAGUCAUUCGAAUGAUGUUGGAGAUAAUCAACUCCUGCUUGACCAACUCUCUGCAUCAUAAUCCUAACUUAGUGUAUGCACUACUUUACAAGCGGGAUCUCUUUGAGCAAUUUCGAACUCACCCAUCUUUCCAGGAUAUAAUGCAAAAUAUAGAUCUGGUGAUCAGCUUCUUUAGCUCACGGAUUGAGCAAGCUGGGGCUGAGCUGUCAGUGGAGCGAGUUCUGGAAAUCAUCAAGCAAGGAGCGGUUGCGCUGCCCAAAGACAGGCUCAGAAAGUUUCCAGAGCUGAAGUUUAAGUACGUAGAGGAGGAGCAGCCUGAAGAGUUUUUCAUCCCUUAUGUCUGGUCCCUCGUGUACAACUCCGCUGUGGCACUUUACUGGAACCCACAAGAUAUUCAGCUCUUUACUAUGGACUCCGGCUGAAAGGCAGAACAAGUUCAGACCUCGUGUGUGUUUCUGACUGCCCCCCUCUCCCAGAAUGCGUCCCUUCAACCUGAAACCUACUAAGAAGGAAGCUUGUUCCUAUUGUACAGUCCCACUGCUAUUUUCAGGGGGCAUGCUAGAAGCCAGAAUAUUGUGGGGAGGCUGACAAGAUUGUAUGCUAACUUUUAUUUAUAUAUUUGUAAAAACUGAGGGAUGUUCCAGUGCCAGAGAGGUUAGGGGCUUUAAACAUAAAGCAAGAUGUUAGGAGCAACCAGGUUUUUUUGUUUUUUGUUUUUCUAAAUGUAAAGUGGGUGAAAGUGGGAAAAUAUAUUUUGAUUUGUGGAGCUGGAAUUUGCAACUUGAUUUACUUUGAGCUUUCUGUGGGUAUCAUGGUGUUUCACUUCUUUCUUUGCUGUGGGCUUCUCAUUUGAUCAUCAGUAUAGUCUUCUCCACUGACAUAUUGCACAAAACCAAAAGUUGUCUGAAUGAAUACAAUUUAAAGUAUGUUAUAACAAUGUGCAUUAAAUGAGGCAGAGAGGUUAAAUCCUUGGUUUUGUUAAAGCAGAUUUUGAUACUCCUUUUUCAACAAGGAGACAAUAUUCUUGGUGAGGCACUAAUAACUGUCUUAACAAAAUUAAGAGUAGCUUUCCAGGAAUAUCUCCUGCACAAGAUGCCGUCUUCUCAAUUAGGCUUGUGUAGGAGAUCUUCUUGCAGGAUUGUGCCCACUUGCUUCCACAGCACAGGUGCAAUUUUUUGCACACGUGUCUAUGGAAAUUGACCAUGUAAACAAACUUACAGAGAGAACUUUUGAAAUAAUGAACCAGCGCCACAUACAAAGCCUUGACAAACUUGUGUUAGGGAUCAAAAUUUCCCCAAAAGAGAGAUGCAUGCAUACACACACACACACACACACACACACACACACACACAACAUACCAUGUUUGCAGGGAAAGGUUCUGUCAGCUAUAUCUGGAGUUGUGGACAAACCUCUGAAUGUUCUAAAAGGAAUGCCCUAUUAUGUGCUUUGUCGUCAUUCCUGGCUGAAAUAAAUUUGGCAAAAUGCUGUUCUAGCAAAUGAGGGGGGAGGGGGGGAAACAUAAGGUCAUCUUGUCACAUGGAAUGCGGGCUUAUGGUGGUUACAUUCAAAUACAGUGAACCACAUGCCAGACUACAGAGGAAAAGAGACUGAGAAAUAAUGCUGGUUUCUUGCUCUGUGCACUAUGGUCUGUUAAAGAAUAUGGUACAUUUUAUAUCACUGGGGAGGGAAGUAAUUCACAGGAGUGGUGAAGGGAGCUGACAGUCUUCUGAAUGGCUUUAUGCAGGAUAAUUCACUAUGUUUUUAUACUUCUUGACACAUGUUAGAAUUGUGUUUUCAUUCCACGUAUUUUAUAAGCAAGGUUCUGUAAGUAUUCUGCACAACUGGAACUUAAAAUUCCCUUCAUAUUUAUUUAAAAAUCACACAUCUAGAGAAAAACAGACAGAAGUCCAUGGCAUGAGAGUUUAUAGGACAUUGCACAGAGACAAAUUUGGGGAAGAGGCAAUAUGAAGACUGAAUGAUCCACAUUUUCAAAGUGAUGUGUAAAAAGAAAAUGGAAAGGUGUCUCAAAAUAGAAGUAAUUUUUUAAUGCUGUGUUUUGGCUUUAUAUAUAUUUAUAUAUACACACAUAUCUUAGUCAAAGAAGGGUGAGCUUUUUUGUGUGUUUUCUGCUGCCUUGCCUUUAAAUAAAGGACUGCUGACUGCA
Messenger RNA from Hemicordylus capensis (graceful crag lizard), 4190 nucleotides. It is a transcript of the gene DYM, whose product is annotated as dymeclin. Gene Ontology annotation, cellular component: Golgi apparatus. Bases 274 to 2448 code for a protein of 724 amino acids. The record is from RefSeq and is a predicted model, not a curated record. The transcript is spliced from 18 exons. Gene Ontology annotation, biological process: Golgi organization. Lineage: Eukaryota; Metazoa; Chordata; Lepidosauria; Squamata; Cordylidae.